AUGAAAAGACCCAACGCCACUGGCGGUGGUGUGCACAACGACGAUGUUGAUCUCGGCGGCGGCGUUGGCAGGUUCUACGGCUGGCCUUCCUCGCGAAUUGUUAGGGUUUCGCGAGCAUUCGGCGGGAAGGAUAGGCACAACAAGUCGAGCAAGGCGGUGGAGUGGCUACUCAAGGCAACAACGAGCUCGAUUGAGGAGCUAUCGCCGAUGAACACCUUGUUCCCCGACACACCCAAGCAGCUGAGCGAUGAGAAGAGGUCGAGCACCGCUGGCAGCGAUCAGCUCUGCUUCGACUCCGCUGAGAUCGAUUUGGACGGCAGCGGCGAUCCAAAUUACUCCCAGCAGCAGCAGGUGACCAAAUCGUCAGCGUGCAGCAGCACUUCUGAAACCAACAAGGGUUCAGGGCUGUCUCUGUCUAGAUCUAAGAGCCGAAUCAAGGCGCGGAAGCGGGCCAAGUAG
Molecule: messenger RNA, 459 nt
Organism: Salvia miltiorrhiza (redroot sage)
Lineage: Eukaryota; Viridiplantae; Streptophyta; Magnoliopsida; Lamiales; Lamiaceae
Product: transcription factor TCP2-like
Exons: 2
Coding region: 1-459 (152 amino acids)
Source: RefSeq, a predicted model, not a curated record